Molecule: messenger RNA, 2350 nt
Organism: Nerophis lumbriciformis (worm pipefish)
Lineage: Eukaryota; Metazoa; Chordata; Actinopteri; Syngnathiformes; Syngnathidae
Source: RefSeq, a predicted model, not a curated record
GUUGUAGAAUUUCCAAUCUUGUCUUGAACGCAACUCAGAAGUUACGUGAUGACGUCAUGUCCGUACGUCGCUCCCACUCUCGGACGUCUCCUGCAUCUUCGGCGAGCUAAGUUGCUAAGUGCUAGCUAAGUCGCUAAGUGCUGCACGAGCGGACAUCACAAACAUCAGCAGACUUUGGUAGGAGGAAACAACAACAACAACAACAACAACAUUCUCUCGGGUGUCCGCGUCGGGCCGUCGGCAUGGCUCUGCAAGGCCCGCAGGAGCUCGGGGAGCCGGUGGAAGAGCCGGAGGAUGUGGACGACAACGACGCUAGUAGUGUCUCACCGGCCGAGGAGAUGACGCUGCCAGCCGGGCCUGGGGGCGACGAGGAGCCGGCGGGGACCGUGCUGCUGCCCUGGGACCGCUUCUCGGCCUGGCUGCACUGCAUCUGCGUGGUGGGCUUCGACCUGGAGCUGGGACAGGCUGUGGAGGUUAUUUACCCACAUCAUUCCAAACUGUCAGAGAAGGAGAAAACGAGCAUUUGUUACCUUUCCUUUCCCGACUCCAACUCAGGUUGCCUCGGUGACACCCAGUUUUGCUUUCGCUUUCGCCAGGGUUCCAACAGAAAGUCGUCUCUGGGCUGCUUCCUGGAAACCAGCGACAGGGACGCGCCGCCCUGCCUUAAGCGGGAGCAGGGCCAUUAUUACGGCUACGUUUAUUUCCGUCAGGUGCGGGACAAGUCGCUGAAGAGAGGAUACUUCCAGAAGUCUCUGGUCCUGAUCAGUAAGCUGCCCUAUGUGACAUUCUUCCACUCCCUGUUGAAGAUCAUGGCUCCAGAAUAUUUUGAGAAACAGGAACCGUGUCUGGAGGCCGCCUGUAACGACAUCGACCGUUGGCCGACACCUCACCCUGGAAGAAUCCUCACGCUGCCGAUUAUGGGCGUGGUCAUCAGGGUGCGCAUCCCCACCUGUUACGACAAACCCGGAACGACACAGUUGGUCCAGUCUGCUCAGAGUGACAGUCUGGUGUCCAUUGUGCUGCCCACCAUCCAUGAAGUGGACCUCUUCAGAUGUUUCUUUCCAGUCUUCUUCCACAUCCAGAUGCUGUGGGAGCUGGUGUUGCUGGGAGAAGCACUCGUUGUCAUGGCGCCAUCUCCGGCCGAGUCCUCGGACACCGUACUGGCGCUUGCCAGCUGCAUCUCUCCUCUUCGUUACUGCAGCGACUUCCGGCCUUACUUCACCAUCCACGACAACGAGUUUAAGGAGUACACCACCAGGACGCAGGCUCCGCCCUCCGUCAUCCUGGGGGUGACAAACCCCUUCUUCGCUAAAACGCUGCAGCAUUGGCCGCACAUUAUUCGCAUUGGCGACAUGAAGCAAGCAGGAGAGAUGGCCAAGCAGAUGAAAGUCAAGAAGCUGAAGAACCUGAAAACUCUUGACUCUAAACCCGGUGUCUACACUGCUUACAAGCCUUAUCUCAACAAAGAUGAGGAAAUUAUCAAGCAGCUCCAGAAGGGUGUUCAGCAGAAGAGACCCUCUGCAGCCCAGAAUGCGAUCCUGCGACGGUACUUUCUAGAACUGACGCAGAGCUUCAUCAUUCCCUUGGAGCGCUACGUCGCCAGUCUCAUGCCGCUCCAGAAGUCCAUCAGCCCGUGGAAGAGUCCUCCUCAGCUGCGACCGUUCGUCCAGCAGGACUUCAUGAAGACUCUGGAGAAGGCGGGACCGCAGCUCACGUCCAGGCUCAAGGGGGACUGGAUUGGACUGUACAGGCACUUCCUCAAAUCCCCCAACUUUGACGGCUGGUUCCGCAACAGGAGGAAGGAGAUGACCCAGAAGCUGGAGGCCCUGCACCUGGAGGCGUUGAGCGAGGAGGACCUGCAGGAGAGAGUCCAGAAGCACUCGGAGGUGGAGACGGUGGAUCUGAUCUUGAAGUUGAAAGAUAAACUGAGCCAGGCGGAGAGGGAGCGUCUGCCCGUGCGACCCGGCACCGUGGCCCAGCUGAGAGCUCACAUGGAGGGCAUCAUCUUGUCCUUGCCAGAGGACCUGCAGGGCAUCCUCCACAAGCCCUCCACGCCGUGACCUUUGACCCACCACCACCACCACACCUCUCCACAGGUGCGGCCUCCUUGUUCUCGGAACGACGUGGAAACGGCACAUUUCAUUCCCACUGAACAGGCCCCUGAUCCCGCGUGACCACCACGUGACCACCGCGUGACCACCGCGUGACCACCACGUGACCACCACGUGACGGCAACUCGAGAGGCUGGACCUCCUCGCAACAAAAGGAAGACGUGUGGGUCAGAACUUUUGCUUACUUGCAAUGUUUUUAACCACUUUUUGUUUGUAUUUUUGUUUUGUACUUUUUUUAA